AUGCAGUCCGUUCUCUCCAAAACUGAGGUCUCUUCUCCUCCUUUCGACCCCGACGAACAUCGUCGUCUGGCCUUUGAGCGCAUCGAAAAUUCCCGUUCCGGCUGGCAUCAUCUACGUGCUGUCGUUGUCGCCGGCGUGGGGUUCUUCACCGAUGCCUACGAUAUCUUCGCCAUCAACCUCUGUGUGAGUAUGCUCGGCGUGGUAUACUGGCAGGAUGCAAAGCACAACCCCGGUAAACUUCCCACCAACUCCGACACAGCCCUCAAAGUCUCGACUUCCGGUGGCACCGUCAUCGGUCAGUUGCUCUUUGGCUAUCUCGCCGAUCGUUAUGGCCGCAAGCGCAUGUAUGGUAUCGAAUUGAUUAUCAUCAUCUUCGCGACUCUGGCCCAGUCUCUCGCGGCUGCCUCCCCAGCUGUCUCCAUCACCGGCGUCCUCAUCUUCUGGCGUGUCAUUAUGGGCAUUGGCAUUGGUGGAGACUACCCUCUUUCCUCCAUCAUUACGUCCGAAUUCGCCAAUACCAAAUGGCGUGGCGCCAUGAUGGGGUCGGUCUUCGCCAUGCAGGGCAUCGGCCAGUUCGCCGCAGCCAUCAUGGCCCUCAUCGUGACCGCCGGUUUUCAAAAAUCCCUCGAAUCUGCCAAGGACGUCGCACACUGCUCGGGGGUCUGUCUACUCGCCGUCGACAAGAUGUGGCGUACCAUCAUUGGCAUGGGAGCAGUCCCCGGAUUGAUAGCUCUGUACUUCCGACUCACUAUCCCCGAAUCCCCUCGUUACACGCUGGAAGUCUCGCGUGACCCUGUCAAGGCAGAAGCCGAUAUUCAGGCCUACAUCAAGGGUUUCCGAGAGGGUAACCCGGAUGAGAUGCAGCGUAUCCAAGUCCAGCGCAACGACCGCAUUGAGGCUAUUACAAAGGCGAGCUGGAAGGACUUUGCACUUCAUUACUGGAACUGGAAGAAUGGCCGGACUCUCCUGGGGACUGCUGGUUCCUGGUUCUUCUUGGAUGUCGCAUUCUACGGUCUCGGUCUCAACAACUCGAUCAUCCUCGGCGCCAUCGGCUGGACAGGCGGGAAAAACGUCUACCAAAUCUUCUACCGAAACGCCGUAGGCAAUCUGAUCCUGAUCUGCGCCGGCGCCAUCCCAGGAUACUGGGUAACCGUCGCAACCGUCGACACAAUCGGACGCAAACCAAUCCAAAUCGGCGGCUUCGCAAUUCUAACCAUCCUCUUCAUCGCCAUCGGCUUCGGGUUUCAAAAACUACAACAUUCCCACAACGGCCUGCUGGGCCUCUACGUGAUUGCGCAAUUCUUCUUCAAUUUCGGACCUAACGCGACGACCUUCAUUGUCCCGGGCGAAUGUUUCCCAACCCGAUACCGCUCAACAUCUCACGGGUUCAGUGCUGCGGCUGGCAAGGUCGGCGCCAUUAUUGCGCAGUGUGUGUUCGGACCGCUCGUGCAUCGCGGUGCGAAGAAGGACUCGUCUGAUUCGCCGUGGUUGAAUCAUGUUAUGCAGAUCUUUGCGCUGUUUAUGUUUUGCGGGAUCUUUACUUCGUUGUUGAUUCCUGAGACGAAGCGGAAGACAUUGGAGGUGUUAUCUGGGGAGAUACAUCCUCUUUUACGGCCUCAAAUCGCGGGUGUACAGGAUGGUGCGAGGAAUGAGGAUGCGGAGAAGGGGAAUAUGAAUGUGAAUUCGAAUCUAAAUACGGUGGAUGGGAAUCGGAAUCAGAAUGGAGAUGAGAGUGUUUUGGCUCGAGUUGAGGCGGCUUGA
Messenger RNA from Penicillium waksmanii, 1761 nucleotides. RefSeq names its product phosphate:H+ symporter (gene phoD). NCBI's taxonomy places the organism in Eukaryota, Fungi, Ascomycota, Eurotiomycetes, Eurotiales, Aspergillaceae. Gene Ontology annotation, cellular component: membrane. The transcript is spliced from 3 exons. The record is from RefSeq and is a predicted model, not a curated record. Gene Ontology annotation, molecular function: phosphate transmembrane transporter activity. Gene Ontology annotation, biological process: phosphate ion transport; transmembrane transport. The coding region runs from base 1 to 1761 and encodes 586 amino acids.